Cooperia oncophora is the source of this 420-nucleotide messenger RNA. Lineage: Eukaryota; Metazoa; Nematoda; Chromadorea; Rhabditida; Trichostrongylidae. The record is from the annotation of a GenBank genome assembly.
AUGGUCAAGCCAAAUGCCCUUAUGGGUAUCUCAACGGUGCACGGUGCCUUCACGCCAGAAAUCCUUCGCGAAAUGGCCAAGAACAAUCCCCGUCCAAUCAUUUUUGCACUUUCGAACCCAACAAGCAAAUCAGAAUGCACAGCCGAGGAGGCCUAUAACUACACUAAUGGUACCGCAUUGUUCGCAUCAGGUUCUCCCUUCGACGAUGUGGAGAUGAACGGGAAGAUCUACAAGCCUGGUCAAGGCAAUAACUCAUACAUCUUCCCCGGUGUCGCACUGGGUGCUGUGCUCUUCAAGGCUAAACAUAUUCCUGACAAGGCAUUCCUGAUUGCUGCUAGGGUACGUCAAACUAUCUUGUUCAAUCUAUACUAUUUUCUACUUGAUUCCUUUCAAUCCUUAGUACCCUCCAACUACUACUAG